Messenger RNA from Heterocephalus glaber (naked mole-rat), 5003 nucleotides. Lineage: Eukaryota; Metazoa; Chordata; Mammalia; Rodentia; Bathyergidae. The record is from RefSeq and is a predicted model, not a curated record.
ACUUCUUGUUAAUGGCAUCGUAACUUUGUAAAAGUAAAAUCAUGAACUCUGGUGGUGGGGUGGGAAGGUAUCAGUCUAGUUUCCAUUCUUUUCUCUUCCAGGGUCAGAAAACUUGGAUAGAGAAAACCUUCUGCAAACGGGAAUGUAUUUUUGUAAUUCCCAGCACGAAGGAUCCUAACAGGUGUUGCUGUGGCCAGCUCAUCAACCAGCAUAUUCCCCCUCUGCCAAGUGUAACACUCAGCAAAAAUGGAGAGGAGAACAAACAGGUGGAGACGCAGCCAGAAAAAUGGUCUGUCGGCAAACAUACCCAGAGCUAUCCAACAGAUACCUAUGGAAUUCUUGAAUUCCAGGGUGGGGGAUAUUCCAAUAAAGCAAUGUAUAUUCGUGUAUCCUAUGACACCAAGCCAGACUCCCUGCUUCAUCUCAUGGUGAAAGACUGGCAGCUGGAACUCCCCAAGCUCUUAAUAUCGGUACAUGGAGGUCUCCAGAACUUUGAGAUGCAGGCCAAGCUGAAGCAGGUGUUUGGGAAAGGUCUGAUCAAGGCCGCCAUGACCACAGGCGCCUGGAUCUUCACAGGAGGCAUCAGCACCGGUGUCGUCAGCCACGUGGGGGAGGCCUUGAAGGACCAGUCCUCCAAGUCCAGAGGCCGAGUCUGCACUAUAGGAAUUGCUCCAUGGGGCAUGGUGGAAAACAAGGAAGACCUCAUUGGCAAGGAUGUAACAAGAGUGUACCAGACCAUGUCCAACCCUCUGAGUAAGCUCUCUGUGCUCAACAACUCCCACACACACUUCAUCUUAGCCGACAAUGGCACCCUGGGCAAGUAUGGCGCCGAGGUGAAGCUGCGAAGACAGCUGGAAAAGCACAUCUCUCUGCAGAAGAUCAACACAAGACUGGGACAGGGCGUGCCUGUCGUGGGGCUUGUGGUGGAAGGGGGCCCUAACGUGAUGUCUGUGGUCUUGGAAUACCUCCGGGAAGAUCCGCCUGUCCCCGUGGUGGUUUGCGAUGGCAGCGGACGAGCUUCGGAUAUUCUAUCCUUUGCACACAAGUACUGUGAAGAAGGAGGGAUAAUAAAUGAGUCCCUCCAGGAUCAGCUUCUAGUAACCAUUCAGAAAACGUUUAAUUACAGCAAGACACAAUCACAUCAGAUGUUUGCAAUUAUAAUGGAGUGCAUGAAGAAGAAAGAACUUGUCACCAUAUUUAGAAUGGGUUCUGAGAGUCAGCAAGAUGUUGAGAUGGCAAUUUUAACAGCCCUGCUGAAAGGAACCAAUGCAUCUGCUCCGGAUCAGCUGAGCUUGGCACUGGCUUGGAACCGCGUUGACAUUGCACGAAGCCAGAUCUUUGUCUUUGGGCCCCACUGGCCGCCUCUGGGAAGCCUGGUCCCUCCUGUGGAUAACAAAGUCACAGAGAAGGGGAUGAAGCCACCCACAGCCACCACCAAGGGGAGAGGAAAGGGGAAAGCCAAGAAGAAAGGGAAAGCGAAAGAGGAAGUGGAGGAAGAAACUGACCCACGGAAGCUGGAGCUGCUAAACUGGGUAAAUGCUUUGGAGCAAGCAAUGCUGGAUGCUUUAGUCCUAGAUCGAGUCGACUUUGUGAAGCUCCUCAUUGAAAAUGGAGUGAACAUGCAAUACUUUCUUACCAUCCCAAGGCUAGAGGAGCUUUACAACACAAGACUCGGUCCACCAAACACGCUUCAUCUGCUGGUGAGGGAUGUAAAAAAGAGCAACCUUCCACCUGAUUACCACAUCAGCCUCAUAGACAUAGGACUCGUGCUGGAAUACCUCAUGGGGGGAGCCUACCGCUGCAACUACACCCGGAAAAGCUUUCGGACCCUUUACAACAACUUGUUUGGACCUAAGAGGCCCAAAGCUCUUAAACUUCUAGGAAUGGAAGAUGAUGAGCCUCCAGCCAAAGGGAAGAAAAAGAAAAAGAAGAAAAAGGAGGAAGAGACUGACAUUGAUGUGGAUGACCCCGCCGUGAGCCGAUUCCAGUAUCCCUUUCAUGAGCUGAUGGUAUGGGCCGUGCUGAUGAAACGCCAGAAAAUGGCCAUCUUCCUGUGGCAGCGUGGGGAGGAGCGCUUGGCCAAGGCCUUGGUGGCCUGCAAGCUCUAUAAGGCCAUGGCCCACGAGUCCUCCGAGAGCGAGCUGGUGGAUGACAUCUCCCAGGAUCUGGACAACAAUUCCAAAGACUUUGGCCAGCUUGCUGUGGAGCUGCUAGACCAGUCCUAUAAGCACGAUGAGCAGAUAGCCAUGAAACUGCUGACCUAUGAGCUAAAAAAUUGGAGUAACUCCACUUGCCUCAAACUGGCCGUGGCAGCCAAACAUCGGGACUUCAUCGCUCACACAUGCAGCCAGAUGCUACUGACAGACAUGUGGAUGGGAAGGCUUCGAAUGAGGAAAAACCCCGGCCUGAAGGUUAUCAUGGGGAUUCUUCUUCCUCCCACCAUCUUGUUUUUGGAAUUUCGCACAUAUGAUGAUUUCUCAUACCAAACAUCAAAGGAAAAUGAAGAUGGCAAAGACAAAGAAGAUGAAAAUAUGGAUGCAAAUGCAGAUGCCAGCUCAAGAAAGGGGGAUGAGGAGAAUGAGCACAAAAAGCAAAAAAGUAUUCCCAUUGGAACAAAGAUCUGUGAAUUCUAUAAUGCGCCCAUUGUCAAGUUCUGGUUUUACACAAUAUCAUACCUGGGCUACCUCCUGCUAUUUAACUAUGUCAUCCUGGUGCAGAUGGAUGGCUGGCCCUCUCCCCAGGAGUGGAUUGUCAUCUCCUACAUUGUGAGCCUGGCGCUAGAGAAAAUACGUGAGAUCCUCAUGUCAGAACCAGGCAAACUCAGCCAGAAAAUAAAAGUUUGGCUUCAGGAGUAUUGGAACAUCACCGAUCUCGUGGCCAUUUCCAUGUUCAUGGUUGGCGCAAUCCUUCGCCUACAGAACCAGCCGUACAUGGGCUAUGGCCGGGUUAUCUAUUGCGUGGACAUUAUCCUCUGGUACAUCCGUGUCUUGGACAUCUUUGGUGUCAACAAGUACCUGGGACCCUAUGUGAUGAUGAUUGGAAAGAUGAUGAUCGACAUGCUGUACUUCGUGGUCAUCAUGCUAGUUGUGCUGAUGAGUUUCGGAGUAGCCCGUCAGGCCAUUUUACACCCAGAGGAGAAGCCUUCCUGGAAACUGGCCCGGAACAUUUUCUACAUGCCCUACUGGAUGAUCUACGGAGAGGUGUUUGCAGACCAGAUAGACCUGUACGCCAUGGAAAUUAAUCCCCCUUGUGGUGAAAAUCUCUACGAUGAGGACGGCAAGCGGCUCCCCCCCUGCAUCCCUGGUGCCUGGCUCACACCUGCUCUCAUGGCCUGUUAUCUAUUAGUAGCCAACAUCCUGCUGGUCAACCUGCUGAUCGCUGUUUUCAACAACACAUUCUUUGAAGUAAAGUCAAUAUCCAACCAAGUGUGGAAGUUCCAGCGAUAUCAACUGAUCAUGACGUUUCAUGACAGGCCUGUCCUGCCCCCUCCGAUGAUCAUUCUAAGCCAUAUCUAUAUAAUCAUUAUGCGUCUCAGCAGUCGCUUCAGGGCAAAAAGACAAGGAGACCACGAAGAACGGGAUCGUGGAUUGAAGUUGUUCCUCAGCGAGGAGGAGCUGCAGAGGCUGCAUGAGUUCGAGGAGCAGUGUGUGCAGGAGCACUUCCGUGGGAAGGAGGACGAGCAGCAGUCGUCCAGCAACGAGCGCAUCCGGGUCACUUGCGAGAGAGUUGAAAAUAUGUCAAUGAGGUUGGAAGAAAUCAAUGAAAGAGAAAAUUUCAUGAAAACUUCCCUGCAGACUGUUGAUCUUCGACUUUCUCAACUUGAAGAAUUAUCUAGCAGAAUGGUGAAUGCUCUUGAAAACCUUGCAGGAAUUGACAGGUCUGAUCUGAUACAGACCAGGUCCAGAGCUUCAUCCGAAUGUGAGGCAACUGUUCUUCUCCGGCAAAGCAGCAUCAACAGUGCUGAUGGCUACAGCAUGUAUCGGUAUCAUUUUAACGGGGAAGAGUUACUGUUGGAGGAUACGUCUCUCCCCAUGCCCCCAGGGACAGGAUUCUGGAAAAGAGCCUGCUCCUUCCGGGUGAAGGAAGAGAAGGAGAAGGGUGCAAAAAUACAUCUAGCCCCAGAAUGUCAAAGCAGCCUUCACUUCUCAUCCAGUCCCAGCCCGCCCCCAACGCCAGACUGCAGUCGACUUGCGGUGGAAGACUCCAAGAACACUUCAGAGCCCAAAUUAGGUCCAGAUAUUGGGCUUUCAGUGGAAGAAGAUGAAAGGCAGGCCGACUCUAAAAGAGAAGGAAUUAGUUUCUCAAGUUUAAAUCCAACAGAUGUUAUGCCUGGACAGAACAAAUCAGAUUUUCCAAACACUCAGCUAGAGGUGGAAACAACAAAGAUAGAAGACACUAUUUCCUAUCCCCUGGGAGAAACCAAAAUUAAACACUAUUACCCCGAUGAAAAGGUCAAUACUUAUAAAUCAGUGAAGUCCAGAAGCUUUGUGUACUCUGAGGGAAGAAGGCUGGUAGGCGGGCUUAACAACUGGGCUGCAGAGUAUGGUUCAAUCAUGGACCAAGGCUGCCCCUCCACAGUUCAGCAAUGGACAACAGAGUGGAAAUACCAAGUUCAGAAGAUCACGCGGUCUCGCAGCACAGAAAUCCCCUGCACCAUGUCAGAAGCUGUAGUGGAAGCUGAGCGUAAAGAGCACUCCACAGACACGGAAGAUGACAAUCACAUUUCUCCAAGGGUCUCCCAAAUCUCUCGUUUGUCUCUCACAGUUACUGACAGAACCGAAAAAGGAAACUUACUGUCGGUGAAACCCGACCAAACUUUGGGAUUCCCAUCUCUAAGAUCAAGAAGCUUACACAGCCAUCCAAGGAACGUUAGAUCUGUUCAGGGCAAAUUAGACAGAUCAGGACAUUCCAGCAGUGUAAGUAACUUAGUAGCUGUGUCUGCAAUUGCAACAGAAGAACAAAAGGUUAAGCAGGAGAAAACUUCCACAGAAACUGAUUGCUGA